GCAGUGCGAGACACAGAGACAGGCGCACACGUUCUCUCUCUCUCUCUCUCUCUCUCUCUCCCUCUUUCACACACGCACGCAUACACGCACACACAUGCUCAUGCACGCAGACGGCAACUUUCCUCUAUCGGACUGAUACCAUCACACGCGCCGGGAUAGACACACUCCCCUUGCUACGGUGGAGAAGAGGAUAAGGAGUGACAGAUCAGAAAAAAAGAGAGAUACAGGAACAACAAAAAAGAAAAAAAGAGAGCAAGUUCCCAGGUGAAGAGGAGGAUUGCGCUGACGUUUCGUCCUGUCCAAGAUGGCAAACCUUGUGACAUCGCUGUGCUGUGUAGUUCUGGCCGCGGUGGUGGUAGCGUACGCUCAAAGACGCAGUCAGCUUGUUGCUAGGAACCAGUAUGAGCGAAUGGGCAUCGAUGUCACCAUGCAGUGCGGCUCCCUGGACAAUGACGCGUCGGUGUCAUGGAAGGUGAACGGGACAGAUGUGAAAGCCCAGCACCGUCUCGAGGGUCCCAGACUGAUGCUGACCGAAGUGGACCUGGGCCACAACGGACUCUACAGCUGCUUUCAGAACCCGCACGGAGAGAGGCGUGACACCAUCUACCUCCACAUCGGCAUUCCUCCUCGGGAGCCCACAGUCACCUGUCGAUCCAACACCUACCCGAAAGGCUUCUACUGCAGCUGGCACCAACUGCACCCGACGUACAUCCCCACCACCUUCGAAGUCGACGUACAACACAACCAGCGUUCACUGGAGGUGCAGAAAGAUCCAGACCACAAGAAUCGCUGUCGUGUACGUUUUCCCGAGGUCUUCUCCAGCUUCCCCUACAAAGUGAAUGUGACGGCAGUCAAUGCUUUGGGGAAAGCCUCGACCACAAUUUCUUUUGAAGAGUCCAGUAUAGUUAAACCGGACCCCCCGGAGCGCGUGACAGCGACCCCGAUUCGUUUCAACGCCCGCAGGCUGGAGGUGUCCUGGCAGAGCCCCGCCACCUGGCCCGACAUCGACAACUUCCCUCUGAAAUACUUCCUCCGAUACCGGCCACUCAUCAAAGAGCAGUGGCAGCAUGUGGAGCUUUCUGACAGCACUUCCCACACCAUCACCGAUGCCUAUGCUGGGAAGGAAUACAUCAUCCAGGUGGCUGCCAAGGACACAGAGAUUGGAACAUGGAGUGACUGGAGCGUUGCUGUCCACGCCACACCCUGGAUUGAAGAGCAAAUUACUUCUACUACCGAAGUGGACUUUUCUACCGAGACUAAGACCUCCCCCAUACCGUCCUCCAACGCACCACAAAAGGCUGAACCUCCAGUGGGCAGAGCUGCCAGACUCCUCACAUUUUUCUCCCCUUUGCUGUUAGGAAUGCUGCUGCUUUUCAUGUGAUUUAAAUGUCUUAUUCCCGAAGGGAGUAGGAGGAAGAAGAAGAGGAGGAGGAGGAGGAAGAGGAGGAGGAGGAGACUGGUCUUUUUUCUAUUUUGCACAUGUUUCCAGGAUACAGUGCAUUGCUCAUUUCUGUCCAUCACUCAGUUACUCACCGAGAUUACUUAGACAUGAAACUAGACGAUGAUAAUGCCAUUCAGCAUUUUUGAUAAAUGGAGACAAAGAAAUUCUUCAGAGGAGCUUUUGAAAGCGGCUCCGUCAACAACAACAACAACAGCAGCAACAACAACAGCAACAGGAGCGGCAACAACCACAACAGCAGUAGUGCUAUCAGCAUAAACAGUCUUAUAUUCCCCCCUUGUGGCUUUGGUCGGCCUCAGCAGACUUUGUUUGGUUUGGGAAUCUCCUCUUCAGAGCAAGAAAAUCAACUCUUCGGAUGACAUAAAGAAAAAUCUCCCCAUUAUCUUUUGUCCUUUUUUUAUUAUUGAUUAUGAAUUCAUUUUCACUUUCUUCUGAAAUUGCAGCACCGUACAGACAAACACACACACACACACACACACAUACACACACAUGCAUAGAGUAUUUGUGCGUGUCUUUGUGUGUAUAGUAACCGUAGCAGUCCCCAUACAGCUAAAUCAUCAUGCCAAAGACUCAACUUCACCCUCCCACCCCCCAAAACAAAAUGGUUCCCAAACGAUUCCCUGAGCCCGUGUCUGCCUUCGUCGUGGGUCCGAAAGCCCAGAAAGUUAUUUGUGUGUGCACACAACACCAAAUCGAUUGCCAACACAAAUGAAAACUUGGGACGAGCUCCCGUUUGCGUAAACAUACCAUUUAUCAAAAACUCAAUCGGACUCUGAAUCCGCCGCCUGAAUCCAACUGACGGAGCGAGUUGUUGUGUUCGAUGCGAAGACUAACGUGUGACUCAGUCUGGCCUAUUUAGACCAUUAGCUUUACACUCUGCUGUUAACGACUGGCGAAGGACCUGGAUUGUAAAAAAAAUAUAAAAUAAAGUGGAUUUGAGACUGAACGGUUCUUUGCCCACCCAUUUGUUUUGGUUUGACGACGACGCAGUCGGUUAUUGAAACAUCGAAACGAGCUGCGUUGGUUUUCUGCUCUGUGCUGUAAAAUAAAAUAACACAAAACAGUUUGCUUACCGAAUUCUGACGCCUUUAAAAACAUAAAGAAAUAAUGUCUUUUUGCAGUUUACAUUUCAAUAGCCAAUAUCACCAGUUAAUAUUAUGUUAUUCAAAGGAAUAUUGAUGUGUUUUAUUGUAUUUUUUUAUCUUAUGGACAAAUAAUACAAACACACAUAUAGGAUUUUAGUUUAUUUUUCUUUCAGACAUUCAUAAUGGCUUAAUUCUUCUUGCUCAUAUUUUGUAAACUAUGAUAUGUAACUUUAACAUUGAACAAAAAGUUUAUUAUUUAAUAAUAAUAAUAAUGUAUGUAUUAGCAGUAGAAUGUCGUAACCUGUACCUGGGGUCUUUUUUAUAGAUGUAUAUACAAUGACAGGUUUCAACCAUUAAAUGUGACCAUUUCACAAUGAAUGAUG
Cyclopterus lumpus (lumpfish) is the source of this 2927-nucleotide messenger RNA. RefSeq names its product ciliary neurotrophic factor receptor (gene cntfr). Bases 305 to 1381 code for a protein of 358 amino acids. The record is from RefSeq and is a predicted model, not a curated record. The transcript is spliced from 11 exons. NCBI's taxonomy places the organism in Eukaryota, Metazoa, Chordata, Actinopteri, Perciformes, Cyclopteridae. Gene Ontology annotation, biological process: cytokine-mediated signaling pathway. Gene Ontology annotation, cellular component: external side of plasma membrane; membrane; signaling receptor complex. Gene Ontology annotation, molecular function: cytokine binding; cytokine receptor activity.